UAAAGAGUGUCAGUAUUCAGCAGCAUUGUGUUGUCAUGACGAGGACCAGCCCUCAGACACUCUGUGGGGUCCUCCAUCUCCUCUAACUGAGACUGAGACGUUACGUAUGAUGGAAGCUGCUCCUCUAACCAACACAGAGCAGCAUCUGUAUCAUAAUGGUUAUGUUUCCACCUGACCCAGGUCUAUCUCCCCAGAACCACCCAGACACCAACACCGUCCAUGAGACUCCAGAACUAUCUCCCCAGAACCACCCAGACACCAUCACCGUCCAGGAGACUCCAGGUCUAUCUCCCCAGAACCACCCAGACACCAACACCGUCCAUGAGACUCCAGGUCUAUCUCCUCAGAACCACCCAGACACCGUCCAGGAGACUCCAGGUCUAUCUCCUCAGAACCACCCAGACACCGUCCAGGAGACUCCAGGUCUAUCUCCUCAGAACCACCCAGACACCGUCCAGGAGACUCCAGGUCUAUCUCCCCAGAACCACCCAGACACCAUCACCGUCCAGGAGACUCCAGGUCUAUCUCCCCAGAACCACCCAGACACCAACACCGUCCAGGAGACUCCAGGUCUAUCUCCUCAGAACCACCCAGACACCAUCACCGUCCAGGAGACUCCAGGUCUAUCUCCUCAGAACCACCCAGACACCGUCCAGGAGACUCCAGGUCUAUCUCCUCAGAACCACCCAGACACCAACACCGUCCAGGAGACUCCAGGUCUAUCUCCUCAGAACCACCCAGACACCAACCUAGAGACUCCAGGACUAUCUCCCCAGAACCACCCAGACACCAUCCAGGAGACUCCAGGUCUAUCUCCUCAGAACCACCCAGACACCAACACCAUUCCAGGAGACUCCAGGUCUAUCUCCUCAGAACCACCCAGACACCAACCUAGAGACUCCAGGUCUAUCUCCCCAGAACCACCCAGACACCAUCCAGGAGACUCCAGGUCUAUCUCCUCAGAACCACCCAGACACCAACACCAUUCCAGGAGACUCCAGGACUAUCUCCCCAGAACCACCCAGACACCAACACCGUCCAGGAGACUCCAGGUCUAUCUCCUCAGAACCACCCAGACACCAACACCGUCCAGGAGACUCCAGGUCUAUCUCCUCAGAACCACCCAGACACCAACCUAGAGACUCCAGGACUAUCUCCCCAGAACCACCCAGACACCAACACCGUCCAGGAGACUCCAGGUCUAUCUCCUCAGAACCACCCAGACACCAACACCGUCCAGGAGACUCCAGGUCUAUCUCCUCAGAACCACCCAGACUCCAACACCAUUCUAGAGACUCCAGGACUAUCUCCCCAGAACCACCCAGACACCAACACCGUCCAGGAGACUCCAGGGGUAUCUUCCCAGAACCACCUAGACUAUCAACAUGUCUG
Molecule: messenger RNA, 1392 nt
Organism: Salmo salar (Atlantic salmon)
Lineage: Eukaryota; Metazoa; Chordata; Actinopteri; Salmoniformes; Salmonidae
Source: RefSeq, a predicted model, not a curated record